GGAAUGUCCGAGUAUCACGCUACAGCAUGGGAAAGACUAGGCAAAUUCGGAAGUUUGCAGCAAUGAAGCGAAUGAUAUCACUGACGGAUUCACGAAUAAAGAAAAAAGACCGGGUCAAAAAAGUCACACCCUUCAAGCAAGAUACUUCACAUCACAUGUCGGUAAAACACAAUCCAGAGGUGUUUCCGUGUCUUAAGGAUUCCUAUAAUGAGGCCCUAGGACCGCCUUACCACAUACUUUUGGAUACCAAUUAUGUCAAUUUUUCCAUCAAGAACCGACUAGAUCUUUUCAAGUCAUCAAUGGACUGUUUACUAGCAAAGUGCUUCCUGUAUGUCACAGAUUGUGUCAUGGGAGAAAUAGAGAAGAUGUCGGAGAGAUAUCGGGUGGCUUUAAAAAUUCUUCGUGAUGAGAGGAUUCAAAGGUUGACUUGCCAACAUAAGGGGACUUAUGCUGAUGAUUGUUUAGUUGAGCGCUGCAAAUCCCGUUGUUACAUCGUUGCUACUUGUGAUCGUGACCUGAGACGCCGUAUCAGGAAAAUAACUGGAGUACCUAUAAUGUAUAUACAUGGACAUCGCGUUGUAAUUGAGAAAAUGCCCAUGGCACUGGGAGCUCCAAAGCUGUAAAUAUUUCUUGUUAAAGCAUGAUAUUUAAAUAAAUAUACAAAUACCUAAAUACUAAUUCAUUUCUGUGAUUCCUUCGUUUCGAAAUAAAAGCCGGACCACAAAAUAUUUAAUCAUAGAGACCUCACACAUAUCAGUGUGGCUUUUGUGGUGUCAAAUAAUUGUUCAUGAUCUACAUAUGGGUAGUGUCACGUUUCAAAUUUCAAAAUCUGUUCUGUUACUUUACUUUCUUUGUUGUAGCAUGUAAUAUUUAGUUUUAGUUCGAUAUUACGUGGGUUACGUCUUCUGGUAACAAUAAUAAAUUAUUGCUCAUUUGCA
Messenger RNA from Schistosoma haematobium, 938 nucleotides. It is a transcript of the gene FCF1, whose product is annotated as rRNA-processing protein fcf1. NCBI's taxonomy places the organism in Eukaryota, Metazoa, Platyhelminthes, Trematoda, Strigeidida, Schistosomatidae. Gene Ontology annotation, cellular component: small-subunit processome; nucleolus. The transcript has 5 exons. The record is from RefSeq and is a predicted model, not a curated record. The coding region runs from base 27 to 623 and encodes 198 amino acids.